Molecule: messenger RNA, 7329 nt
Organism: Alosa alosa (allis shad)
Lineage: Eukaryota; Metazoa; Chordata; Actinopteri; Clupeiformes; Clupeidae
Product: kelch-like protein 28
Exons: 7
Coding region: 173-1894 (573 amino acids)
Molecular function (GO): protein binding
Source: RefSeq, a predicted model, not a curated record
CUACUUCAACUUCUCAGGGUGUUGCUCCGUAGUUACCUUCUGCAGUAGACUGGAGGACUAUUUAGGCUACUAACAACAGCUGAUAAACGGUAGAGAUUCUGGCGCUGCUGUAUUGAACUUCGCCACGGCAAUAAAAGGUGAUCGUUUCGGAACAUCUGAAGCAUCAAUACAGAUGGACCAGCAGCAGCAGGGUCAGUCCUACAUGCUUGCCAGUCUGACACGACCCCACUCUGAGCAGCUGUUGCAGGGCCUCCAGCUGCUCCGCCAGGACCAUGAGUUGUGCGACAUCGUGCUGCGGGUGGGCGAUGCUAAAAUCCACGCCCACAAAGUGGUGCUGGCCAGCAUCAGCCCUUACUUCAAGGCCAUGUUCACGGGCAACCUGUCGGAGAAGGAGACCUCCGAGGUGGAGUUCCAGUGCAUCGACGAGACUGCGCUACAGGCUAUUGUAGAGUAUGCCUACACCGGAACAGUCUUCAUCUCCCAGGACACGGUGGAAUCACUCCUGCCGGCUGCCAACCUCCUCCAAGUCAAGCUGGUGCUGAAGGAGUGCUGCAGCUUCCUGGAGAGCCAGCUGGACGCCGGCAACUGCAUUGGCAUCUCCCGCUUCGCCGAGACCUACGGCUGCCACGACCUGUGCCUGGCCGCCACCAAGUUCAUCUGCGAGAAUUUCGAGGAGGUGUGUCAGACGGAGGAGUUCUUUGAGCUGACUCGCACCGAGCUGGACGAGAUCGUUUCCAACGACUGCCUAAAGGUGGUCACCGAGGAGACGGUGUUCUUCGCUCUGGAGUCGUGGAUCAAGUACGACCUGUCAGAGCGGCAGCAGCAUCUGGCCCAGCUGCUGCACUGUGUGCGUCUGCCACUGCUCAGCGUCAAGUUCCUCACGCGCCUCUACGAGGCCAACCACCUGAUCCGCGAUGACCAUGCCUGCAAACACCUGCUCAAUGAGGCACUCAAGUACCACUUCAUGCCAGAGCACCGGCUCUCCUACCAGACGGUGUUGUCCACACGGCCACGCUGCGCCCCCAAAGUCCUGCUAGCUGUCGGGGGCAAAACUGGACUCUUUGCCACACUUGAGAGCAUGGAGAUGUACUUCCCUCAGACGGACUCGUGGAUCGGCCUGGCACCACUAAGCGUGCCACGCUACGAGUUUGGUGUGGCGGUCCUGGACCAGAAGGUCUACGUGGUGGGCGGCAUCGCCACGCACAUGCGCCAGGGCAUCAGCUACCGGCGGCACGAAAGCUCUGUGGAGCGCUGGGACCCUGACAGCAACACGUGGUCGUCGGUGGAGCGCAUGGCAGAGUGCCGCAGCACGCUGGGUGUGGUAGUGCUGGCGGGGGAGCUGUAUGCGCUAGGCGGCUACGACGGACAGUACUACCUGCAGUCGGUGGAGCGCUACGCACCCAAGGUGAAGGAGUGGCAGCCUAUUGCACCCAUGACUGAGUCACGCAGCUGCUUCGCCACCGCCGUGCUGGACGGCAUGAUCUACGCCAUCGGGGGCUAUGGCCCCGCACACAUGAACAGUGUUGAGCGCUACGACCCGAGUAAAGAUGCCUGGGAAAUGGUAGCCCCCAUGGCAGACAAGCGCAUCAACUUUGGGGUGGGGGUCAUGCUUGGCUUCAUCUUCGUGGUGGGUGGGCAUAACGGUGUGUCCCACCUGUCCAGCAUCGAGAGGUAUGACCCUUACCAGAACCAGUGGACCGCCUGUCGUCCCAUGAAUGAGCCUCGCACAGGGGUUGGGGCUGCCGUAGUAGACAACUACCUCUACGUGGUUGGGGGUCACUCUGGGUCAUCGUAUCUAAACACCGUGCAGCGCUAUGACCCCAUCACGGACAGCUGGCUGGAUUCCAGCGGCAUGAUGUGCUGCCGCUGUAACUUUGGCCUCACUGCCCUUUGACCCUAGGAGUGCCAGGGAAGGACUCUCUCCAGAGAGGGGCGUGAAGGAUGAAGAAGGGGAAAAAAUCGAAUGGUUUUCUUUUGGGGUUUGUUUCUGUUCUAUGUCCUCUACGCCGUCCGGAUGAUCCUCAUUUCGCUCUGUGGUGGCGGAGGGGAGGCAGGGGCCUAGGGAGCAGUCUGAAACGCUCCCCCCCCUGUUGGACGGGAGGAGUAAGUGCAUGCAGGAUGAAGCAGCCAAAAACUGGCAUCAGAGACCACAAAGAUGACCAGAGACCGAGAGCAGCUGAGGAACAGGAGGAUGAGGACGAGGAGGUACGCACAAAUGACAGGAGACGUUCUGGGACCUUCGAGGAGGAUGAAAUGUGUGUUGUCUUUCUCUUUACCACCUGUGUUUGGGCUCCAGUAAAAGACUCUCUGAGCCAUUUGACAGUAGAGGAGAAUUCAGUCACUUUGCUUUCUCCUUCAGCAUUUUCUUUUCUCCUGAGUUGAUUUAGUUUUGUGUUCAUUUUUCUGAUGUGGUAACACCAAACCUGUGUCUCAGCCUCUCACUCCCGACGCACCUGUGUGUGUUCUAUCGUUGCUCACUGAGCUCUACGAAGAGCCUUAGCUCCGAGGUCUGUUUUAGUUCUUUAAAAUAUGUUGGGUCAGCGUGUGUGUGCGCGUGUGUGUGCGCGAGUGGUGAUGCUUCUGGCUGAGCCUGAAAUGUCUGCAUUGAAGGUCUGUGCUUCACAAAAGAAGAUGGAAAAAAAAUAACUUCACGUUAAUUUUUUUUCUUUACACUCACUUAAAAAGGGCUGCCUUUAUCUCUCUAUAUCUCUCUCUUGUAAAUAAUGUAAGUGAAGAAAAGAAUAUAUAGAUAUACAGCUCUUGAAAAAAUUAAGAGACCACUGCAUAUUUUUCUGAGGUCAUCCUAUGUUUGCUGAGUGACAUUCGAAUGAGUUAAGAGAUCACUGCAAAUUUGAAUAUGACCGUCAACUCAUUCAAAUGUCACUCAGCAACCGUAGAAUGACAUCAAAAAAAUGUGCAGUGGUCUCUUAUUUUUUUUCCCAAAGCUGUAUAUUCAUUAUAGGUUAAUUAAUUAAUAUAUCCUCUAGUGCAUUGCCUGUAAAUGUUUCCUGCACUGUGUGUGUGCGUGCGUGUGCGUGUUUGUGUGUCGCUCAUGGAGUUGUGGUGAUUUGCGAGUUCAUGAAUCCCACUAUGUUUUCUUGAGAAUUCUUCCAGCAUACCACUUCUACACCUGUAGCACUUCAGCGCCCAUCACUCCCUGCCUUCUUGUUUUGCUUGUCAGCUGUGUGUGUGUGUGUGUGUGUGUGUGUGCAUGCGAAAGUGGAUCUCACUCCAUAAUUGCUGAAAAGCAUUGAAAAGUGAUCAUCCAACACUUGCAACCUCUGUACACGUGACUGCUCCUACUAAAUACUUUAAUGGUGCUAUUUUUAGGAUUCAGGAUUUGUUUGUGUUCAUGGUCUCACACUGUGGGACUGACUCCAUGACCUUGUGUUUCAUUAUGGUAAAUAGGUCACUUGCUUACCUGUUGGAGAGGGGCAGGGGAAGCUCACUUAACAAGUCCAUGCAAUAAGAGAGAGAGUGUGUCUGUGUGUCAUAAAGGAAAGGUCACAAAGAGACUUUGAUGUCAAAGAGGUCCAGACCAUACUUGGCAGGGGGACUCCAAAUGCAGUCUUUGCCCCAUUCCUGCCACCAUCCUAGGCCAUUAAUAGGGCUAUAUUCUUUUAUUAAAUGCUUGUUUGAAUUUGGAUUGCUGUGUUGGCAUGUCCCAUGCACACAGGUAUUAACAUGAUUUUGUCCAUGAGUUGUCCACUCUCUCAUAAAGGGGUCCAUGCUUGGGACCCAGCCCAGCCCUCCCCAGUCUUCAUCUUAGAUUAGGUGUGUUUGUUCAGGAUAUCAACCUGCUUUUCUUUGCUCUUAAUGUUUCUUUUACCCCUGGUAUCUACCCCCCCACCAGUAUCUAAGCCCAGGGUGUGGCAUCUUCCUGGAUCUUUUUAUUUUUUUAUUACUCAAACAGGAUAUUUAGCUUCCUAUUUCAUUGAACAUGCACAGGCCUUCUGAUGACAAAGUGCCAAAACACACAGAUUCACGCUCAUUAAAAAAGUCUCACCUUUUUGUUCCAAAUUUAGACUGUGUCACACACUAGCAACUGUGUUAAAGCCAGGGCUCUGCAAAGCAGCACCUGUCCUGUGUAAUAUUCUUCGUUGUGUGCUCUCUCAUAUGGAAAGCCCUGGGCAUGGGAAGGGCUCCUGGCAUCUCAUUUGCUCUGCCUUUAGCAAGGGAGUGGUCUUUGUGUGAUCUGGUCAGGGAACUAAUCUCAAAAAGAGAUCUCUCUUCAAAACAUGCCCACCCCCUCUCCAAAAAAAAAUGCCAGUGGUCUUGCGCCUCUGUUUACCUGUUUUUUUAAAUUCAGGGUAAAGGGAGUGUGUGUGUGUGUGUGUGUGUGUGUGUGUGUGUGUUUACAUUUACAUUGUAAAUUAAAGAUAUUAGUGGGAGGAAUGGGGGGUUGUCUUGUCUUUACUAUAGGAUGCUGUGUUGCACUUACCAAACCAUUUGAUACUUUGUAAGUUGUACAUAGUGAAAUCAGUUGGGGAUGUAUGGCAUUUAGAUGAUGCAAUAAGACUUUCUUGGAUGACCUAUUGAUCUAUUCUUUGUGUCCACUAAAAGCCAAGGUGUUUCUGAUAUAGCUGUGACCUAAUGUGUGGCAUGUCAAUGUGUGUGUUUGUGUCGGCAACUGUUGUGAAUUGUCAGGUGAAGGCAGGAGUCUUACAAGAGUUUGUGGUGUAAUCUGUGUGUUUUUUUUGUUUUUUUUGUUUGUUUGUUUUUGGUUCAUUUCUUGUUUCUUGUUUACUUUUUUAUUGUCCAUUUCAUUUCUCACAGCAAUUCUUAACUUAUUUGACCAGUUGAAAUCUCUUUGAGCUGCUGUUUGACUGACGCAGAUAUUCAUAUGUGAGACACUGUUAUAAUCACUUUUUUUUUUUCAUCCAAAUAUUUAAUUGAAUUGGCCUCAGAUUCAUGAUCCAUCACGCUGCGUUAGAUCCCUUUCAGAUAUUUCCCCCUGAUCAGAAGAGGCCUACGGUCAUCGUAACUUGAGAUUUUUUGCGCUGUAUCUGUCUAUUAGUUUAGGGACAGUGCCCUAGGCCUAUACUGUUGAGAGGCAUAAGGUGCUAGUCUUUUGAGGCUUUGGGACUUCUACUUUAUUUUAUAUUGAUCAGUUGCUAUGGAACAUUUCCCCUGCCAUCUUGAUGGAGGCACUCUAAAGCUAGAGCAGACACCAGAGAGAGUGUGAUGAAUGACUUGACUAUUAUGAUACAGGGAAUGUUUCGUCAAUGGCAGGCCCUUCAUUUAUUACUCUAAUGUAAUUGUCAUUCUAGCAGCCAGUGUCGCUGAUGACUUUAAUAUUAUUUUAAGCUCUGUUCGUGGAUACAUUACUUUGACAUUAAGCUACUUUAGGUGGUUUUCCUAGUAGCCUUGUUUCGGUUCAGCUCCGUUUGAUCAUUUGCUGCCUCUUAAUGUAUUUUGGAUGCUUUGAACAUGGUAUUCAUUGUCUUCUAAAAUGUCAUUUUAAUAUCCCACAUGUGGAUUUCAACUGAUUUUUUUUUUUUUUUUUUUUUUUUUUAUUGGCAGGUUAGCAGUUCAGUUAGCUUGUCAUCAUCUUAAGUCUCUUUUAAAAACAAGUGUCUUUCAGCUCUAGAUGGCUUAAAGCACAAAUAAGAAUGCACAUGCCUUCUUAUUAUGUAUCGUAAAAGUGCAUUUUAUUAUGCCCACCCACUCCAAAAGUUUGUGUUGUACAUGCAAGCAAUUCAAAUGGCAUCUGUCGUAGAUGACUCCAUGUCAAAUGUGUGUGUAACUCUCGCACUGAGAUUUCAGUCUGUGGCCCACUUGCUUCUGUGACAUCGACUUUAAGCAUAAGCAAUCAAAACCAGUCAUGACGAGAUGUCACCCUUAAAUAUGAACACAUGAAUAAGACUGUUUAGUCUUUUACUAGCAAUAAAAGAUGCUUCCUAUCAGACAGUAGGUGUAGUUGGCUUGUUUAAUAUGAAGUUGUGCUGCUACCAUUUCCGCUGUUAUGUGAUUAAUGGGAAAUGUCAUGACAGAUGUCAUCCUUAAGGAAGGGUCAAAGAUCUCCUUUUCAAAGUGACCUAUUGGUUUCUCCUGCUUUGGUAUUGUCGAGCUGCUCUGCUUUGUGUCAUUUUCCCAAAUGUUCUAAGUGAAAAAUGUUAUGUGAAGCAAUAGAUACUUCAACUCUAUUGUUCAGUUGUGGUGUUUGAAAGGAGCUUUAGGCCGACUACUUAUUGCAGUGUCAUGGGAGGCACCCAUUUUUAUUGUCAUAAAAAAAAAUCUAAUUUCAAAGCAAGAUUCUGUCAUUGGCUUUGAGGUCAAAUGUGUAGACUUUUGUGUCUCUUGCGCCUCCAUGAGUCCAAAACAAAAAACAAAUCCUGUUCCCCUUCUCUGCUUCUGUUCUGCUUUCCAGAACAAUAUCCUUUUUUUUUUUUUUCAAAACUUGCAUGUACAUAAAUAGCAGAUACUAACCUUUAGUUGAAAGGACUUGUAUCCAUGGAGGUCAACCUUUGAAAACUCUACAACUACUGUAUGUUGUGAUAAACAGAAUGUGGUCAUACUCUGUCAAAAGUCUCUCACAUACACGCACACACUCAUUGAAAGAAGAACCCAUUUGUGAUUAAGGUUUCUGUUUACCACACAGGCAUCAUCAAGGUUCCAUCCCUGUACAAAAUAAAUGUUGUGAUGGGAGAUGUCCACACACUUGACCUGCCUCUUCAGUGUUGGCUUCUUUGGCCAUUUCCACCACUACAAGAAGGUGAACUCAUGGCCAUAUAUGUAAUCUGAAAACGUGAAACUGCAAAAUGAAGGGAUAUGUAUGUAUGAUUGUAUGUGUGUAUGUAUAUAUGUGUAUUUUAUAUAUUUUUUUUGUUUGUGUUUUCUUAUUUAUCAUGGCCUAACCAUGUCCUGCUUUGCCACCACUCACCAAAGUGCUUGUUUUUUUUACAACAGAAUGAGGACUGAUAUCAAGUAUGGAGGUGAACAAAAAGGACUGUGUAGGUGUGUGAGGUCGUUAUUUGAAAAACUGAUGUCAAUGUUAGCCAAAUGUCAAUGUAACAACCUUGCUUCUUUUUACAUUUCACAUGGGCGUGUCUGAACGUUGUCUGAAUUCAGCUGAUGUUGAAUUUGACGGACCUGUGGAUUAUUACUGGAAUUAAGAUAGGUGAUACCCAGGUAGAGUCGGACUCCGGUCCUGGCCAAACAGAUCCACAGCAGAUUGGUGCCGGAUCAGCUUAGAGGUCCAGUACUGCUUGAGUAGAAGCAGAAUUUUCCAACACUUAACAAGCAGAGUGAAUUUGAGUUCUGCCAGUUUAUUUAUCUGUGUGGUGCAAUUGUACCGAGUUAAGACAAAAUAAAAUGCCUGCCUUACAA